CCGGGCCCCACGAGCCCCGGCGCCAGGCUUUGCCCGGGGAGGCUCCGCCCUGGCCUUUUCUUUCCGGGGGCGCCCCUUGGGCAUGUGUGGCUGCCUCUUGGCAUCCUUUUCUUGUUUUGGAAGCCGAGUGAGGGGGCACGUGCACUUGCUCUAACGAGGAACAACAACAACAACAGCUUGCUUUCACACGUUGAGUGACCCGAUUUAGCCAGGCUUUCUUUCGUUUCAGAACGCACCAAAGCGUCUACCAUGUGCUAGCCCUUGGAGCUGGAGAUAAAGAGUAUACCGUGGUGACCGAAAUAGACCGGGUUACCUCCAGUAGAAAGAGUCCAGUUCAGCGAUGAGAAUCAAACAUUAAACACAACCAUGCAGGCGAACGUGUAAAUAAAACUUGUGACAGAUUCUAUAGAAAGAACAAGAAAAGGAUGAGUCCUGAUUUAGGUAGGGCGGUCAAAAAAAGACUUCCCCAAAGUUGACACUAAAGUUGCAACAGGAGAAGCUAAUGGCAAGGACCAGGGAGAAUGCAUUUCGGAAAAGAAAGGUACCCCUGUGUUUUCCCGCGUUGGCCAAGAAUAUGGCCUGAGGUAGGCUCAGUGUUUCAAAUGAGGAGCUUGCUAUGUGUCAAGCACUGUGGUGGGUAUCCAGAAGAGGUGUGUAGCUGACCCGGAGAGAUCACCCUAAGCAUAUGCAUAAGUAAAAUACUGAGCGUAGCAGGGAAGGAGAGGCGUGGCUAGUGUGUUGGGCUGUCUCCUGAGGUGAAAGAAGGCCCUGGAAGACAAGAUGAUGAAGCUGAUAACCACAGAUCGUUCUCAAAGAGAUGUUAUAAUGGAUCAUCAUGUUUCUACCAUUAAACCUCGAAGAAUCCAAAAUCAGAAUGUCAUUCACCGCUUAGAACGCCGGCGUAUCAGUUCAGGCAAGGCAGGUACCCACUGGCAUCAGGUCCGAGUGUUCCACCAGAAUGUCUUCCCUAACUUCACAGUCGUCAACGUUGAAAAGCCGCCUUGUUUCUUGCGUAAAUUCUCACCCGAUGGACGCUACUUUAUUGCUUUUUCUUCUGACCAGACAUCUCUUGAGAUCUACGAGUACCAGGGCUGUCAGGCCGCAGAGGACCUCUUGCAAGGAUAUGAAGGGGAGAUCUUAUCCAACGGCAAUGACCAGCGGUCAGUGAGCAUCCGGGGCCGGCUCUUUGAGCGCUUUUUUGUCCUGUUGCACAUUACCAACGUAGCGGCCAACGGCGAGCACUUGAACCGCGAGUGUAGCCUCUUCACUGAUGACUGCCGCUGUGUCAUCGUGGGUUCCGCCGCCUAUCUCCCCGAUGAGCCUCACCCCCCUUUCUAUGAGGUCUAUCGGAACAGUGAGUCAGUGACCCCCAACCCGAGAUCCCCUCUAGAGGACUAUUCCCUCCACAUCAUCGACCUUCACACUGGCCGUUUGUGUGACACACGCACAUUCAAGUGUGACAAAGUGGUCCUGUCACACAACCAAGGGCUGUACUUGUACAAAAACAUCCUGGCCAUAUUGUCUGUGCAGCAGCAGACCAUUCACGUCUUCCAGGUGACUCCGGAAGGUACCUUUAUCGACGUGCGGACCAUUGGCCGCUUCUGCUACGAGGAUGACCUGCUCACCGUGUCAGCUGUUUUCCCUGAGGUGCAGCGGGACAGUCAGACAGGCAUGGCCAAUCCCUUUAGGGACCCUUUCAUCAACUCCCUCAAGCACCGCUUGCUGGUUUAUCUCUGGCGCAGGGCGGAACAGGAUGGCAGCGCCAUGGCCAAGAGGCGUUUCUUCCAGUACUUUGACCAGCUGCGGCAGCUGCGCAUGUGGAAGAUGCAGCUUCUGGAUGAAAACCAUCUCUUCAUCAAGUACACCAGCGAGGACGUGGUGACACUGCGGGUCACCGACCCGUCUCAGGCAUCCUUCUUUGUGGUGUACAACAUGGUGACGACGGAGGUGAUCGCAGUGUUUGAGAAUACGUCAGAUGAGCUUCUGGAGCUCUUUGAGAACUUCUGUGACCUCUUCCGCAAUGCGACCCUGCACAGUGAGGUCCAGUUUCCUUGUUCGGCUUCUAGCAACAAUUUUGCACGGCAGAUCCAGCGCCGGUUCAAAGAUACGAUUAUAAAUGCCAAGUAUGGAGGGCACACGGAGGCUGUGCGCCGGCUGCUAGGCCAGCUCCCCAUCAGUGCCCAGUCUUACAGUGGGAGCCCCUACCUGGAUUUGUCUCUCUUCAGCUACGAUGACAAGUGGGUGUCAGUCAUGGAGCGACCCAAGACUUGUGGAGAUCACCCGAUCAGGUUCUACGCCCGGGACUCUGGCUUGCUGAAGUUUGAGAUCCAGGCAGGCUUGCUGGGCCGCCCCAUCAACCACACGGUGCGUCGCCUCGUCGCCUUCACCUUCCACCCCUUUGAGCCGUUCGCCAUUUCGGUGCAGAGGACUAACGCAGAGUACGUUGUCAACUUCCACGUGCGGCACCGCUGCACCUCGGCGCCUCACCACAGCCGCGCUGGCCAGGACUUCGCCCCUGCUUGACUCCGUGGACUCCAGAGCAGAAGCCUCUGGUUGCCAGCUUUGGGGAUUCCAGACUGGAACCUCCCCCCACCUAAGACAGGGCCUUCGAGGAGUGGGAUUGGUGUUCCUGUUACCCAGCUGAUGUUUUGUAAAGUUGUCUGGCUUUUCCCUGUGGGAACACCUAGCAUUAAGUCCAUUUUAUUUUGUUUACUUAGCAUUUUAUGGCUGUGAAAAUAGAAGCAUUACACCUUUCCUCCUGGCUGCACCUCUUUGGCAUUCAGGUCUGAAGCCUGCAGCAGGUAAAUCAUGUUUACUCCUGAGAAUUAUGUACUUCUUUCCAUUUCUCCAACAAGCAGGGCUCUUUAUAAGAGAGAAUAAAGCCUUGGUAUUUUCUUAUGAAA
Peromyscus leucopus (white-footed mouse) is the source of this 2903-nucleotide messenger RNA. It is a transcript of the gene Det1, whose product is annotated as DET1 partner of COP1 E3 ubiquitin ligase. The transcript has 5 exons. Gene Ontology annotation, cellular component: cullin-RING ubiquitin ligase complex; nucleus. The coding region runs from base 781 to 2523 and encodes 580 amino acids. Gene Ontology annotation, molecular function: ubiquitin protein ligase binding; ubiquitin-like ligase-substrate adaptor activity. NCBI's taxonomy places the organism in Eukaryota, Metazoa, Chordata, Mammalia, Rodentia, Cricetidae. Gene Ontology annotation, biological process: positive regulation of proteasomal ubiquitin-dependent protein catabolic process; protein ubiquitination. The record is from RefSeq and is a predicted model, not a curated record.